Molecule: messenger RNA, 579 nt
Organism: Myotis myotis
Lineage: Eukaryota; Metazoa; Chordata; Mammalia; Chiroptera; Vespertilionidae
Product: serine/arginine-rich splicing factor 2-like
Exons: 1
Coding region: 1-579 (192 amino acids)
Molecular function (GO): RNA binding
Source: RefSeq, a predicted model, not a curated record
AUGACCUGUGUUAAAGUGGACAACCUGAACCCGUGUACUACAACCAAUAGCCUGCGGAAUAUCUUCCAGAAGUAUGGGGAGAUUGGAGAUGUGUACAUCCCACGAGACCGCUUUACUAAAAAACGUCGGGGCUUUGCUUUUGUUCGUUUCCUCAACAAGCGCCAUGCUGAGAAUGCCAUUGCUGCCCUAGACGAGAUCCUGGUGGAUGGCCAUGUACUGCGGGUAAAUACGGCACGCUGCAGUCGCCUCCCAGAUACCCACUAUGGCAGCCAUGGGGAAAAUCCUGCGCACAGUUACGAAAGCUGGAGUCGCAGCCCAAUGGGGCAAAGCCAAUUCCAAUCUCAAGGCACAUAUCUCUACAGCCAUGAGAAGUCUCCAUCUCGCUUUCCUGAUGCAUCUCCAUCAACUUCUGAAUCAACAUCAACCAGCUGUUUCAAGCCCAACUUCUCCUGGAAAUCGGGAUCUUCCUCACUAACAACAUUCAGACUGGGAUCCAGAAUCCUUCCAGAAGAGAAGUCCAGAUCGCCACCCAAGAAUCCCUUCAAGUCUCUUGGAGAAGAAGGAGCAGCACCUUACUAG